CGAACCCAAGUUCCACCAGAGCCACACGUUUUCACUGCUCCCACGAAGGCACACCGCACACAGCCGCGGCCUGCAGGCGACGGUGACGGCGGCGGCGGCGCUCCAUCCUCCGCCCCUUCCCUUACUCGCGUUCGGCACGCAGGCGACGGUGACGGCGGCGGCGCUCAGGAUCGGGCUCUCAGCGACGGCGGCGGCGGUUUUCCCUCCCGGCUCUCGCCAGUCGCCUCGCGCUCUCGCCUCCGGUCCUCCGAACGCCGGCCGGUGACCCUGCUGGAUGACAUGAGCACACUAAAUACAAUCCUGAUGAAGAUGGCAGGAUUAGCUUCCUGCUGAGUUUUGUCCUACAAGAUUGCAAAGGGCAGAAUGUCAGCUAGGGAUUCUAAUCAUUCAUAUAAAUGUUCGGAUGAUUCUCAAAUGCCGUACUACAAUAACUCAGCACCUGUAGGAGAAAAUGGUAGGAUCCAUAUGGCAGAAAACAGUCUAGGACAUCAUUACUCAUCCUCCGAUAUUGGAUCACAAAGGAUCAACAAUUCCAACCCUCAAGUAUUUGAAGCACAGUACUGCACUCUGGAAUCAUCCUCAGCAAAUGGUGUUUAUCCUGCACAAAGCUCCACAUCUUCUCAUAGCAUCUCCCCUUUAAGUGGGAGCCCCCUGUCUCAGCAUGACAGCCACUCAGACCACACAUAUAGUUCUCCUCCAAGUGCUUCCUGUCUAACUGAGGUUGCAGAUCUCCUGAUUAAACAAAAAGAAUUAGAGAAUUCCAUUGUUGGACCUGGACUGGACAUUAGUUCUGACUGCUCUCGGAGCUUGUUGCAAGCCCAUGUUCCAGUGAGACCAGACAACUGGAGACAACUUCUGGGAAUUAAUGGAGGAGACUUGAUGCAAGUAGUCAUAGCAUGUGGUAAGGCUGUUGCAGAGAAUGAUGUCUUUGCAACAGAACUGUUAAUAUCUGAGCUUGGUCACCUGGUAUCUGUAUCUGGAGAUCCAAUGCAACGACUUGGAGCCUAUAUGCUUGAAGGAAUUGUUGCUAGACUUUCUUCCUCCGGCAGUAUGCUAUAUAAAUCUUUGAAAUGUAAAGAACCUACAAGCUCUGAGCUCAUGUCAUAUAUGCAUCUCCUUUACGAGAUCUGCCCAUUCUACAAGUUUGGUUACAUGUCAGCAAAUGGUGCCAUUGCCGAGGCUAUUAAGGGCGAGAACUUUGUUCACAUAAUUGAUUUCCAAAUUGCUCAGGGGAGCCAGUGGGUUACUCUGCUACAGGCCCUUGCUGCAAGACCUGGGGGGCCACCAUACAUUAGAAUCACUGGUAUAGAUGACUCAAAUUCUGCUUAUGCCAGAGGAGGCGGGCUUGAUAUAGUUGGGAGGACGUUGUGUGAUGUUGCUAAUUCAUGUGGUCUUCCUUUUGAGUUCAAUGCCGUUCCAGCUGCUAGCCAUGAGGUUGAGCUUCAGCAUCUUGCUAUAAGACAUGGGGAGAUUAUUGCUGUGAAUUUUGCCUAUCAGCUACAUCAUGUUCCUGACGAAAGUGUAAGUACAGAAAAUCAUCGGGAUAGGAUUAUAAGAAUGAUCAAGAGCAUCAAUCCUAGGGUUGUUACUCUCGUUGAACAGGAGUCAAAUACAAACACAGCUCCAUUCUUCCCAAGGUACAUGGAAACUCUCAACUACUAUACAGCCAUGUUUGAGUCGAUAGAUGUUGCUCUCCCAAGGGAUGAUAGGAGGCGGAUGAGCGCAGAACAACACUGUGUUGCAAGGGAUAUUGUUAAUUUAAUCGCAUGCGAGGGUGCUGAAAGGGUUGAGAGGCACGAGCUGUUUGGAAAAUGGAAGUCAAGAUUUGCAAUGGCUGGAUUUAGACCGUACCCACUGAGUUCAGUUGUGAACAACACUAUCAACACAUUGUUGCAUACCUACAACAGCUACUACAGGCUUGAGGAGAGAGAUGGUGUCCUUUACCUUGGAUGGAAAAACAGAGUAUUGGUUGUAUCUUCGGCAUGGUGUUGACAUUUCCUCUGCAGGUUCCAUCGCACUUUGGCCUCCAUCUGACGUUU
This is a messenger RNA of Zea mays, 2039 nucleotides long. RefSeq lists its product as uncharacterized. The record is from RefSeq and is marked provisional. Lineage: Eukaryota; Viridiplantae; Streptophyta; Magnoliopsida; Poales; Poaceae. The coding region runs from base 364 to 1992 and encodes 542 amino acids. The transcript has 3 exons.